AUGGCCGCGGCACCACGAUCGGACAGGAGCCUGGUGCGGUUCGGCAAGGUGGUGCUGAUUGCGCGGCGCGCCGAGCAGCUCGCGGCCGACAAGCGUGCCGUCGAGGCGGCUGCCGUCACGGAAGGACUACUGCAGGUGCGCGUCAAGACGUACGCCGUCGAUUUGGUCGACACGCCGGCGCUACUCGCAGCGCUCGACGACGGCGAGGCAGCCUUCGGCAAGCCCGAGGUCGUCUUUUUUCAAUGCUGCCCGCGUGCUGCCGUCGGCGCUGCUCGACGCGAGGUGACGGGUCUCGCGGCGCUGGCGAGGGCCGACGCAGCGCGGCCGGCGCUCAUCGAGACCCGCUCGACGCUGCCGCAGCAGCCGAUCCCCCUGGCCCUCACGUACGCGCCGGGCGUGCACAUCGGCCCCGUUGUCGUCGACGGCCCCUUCGCGCAGGCGCGGGAGAGCCCGUCGUUCGAGGUCGAGAUUGCGUGA
Molecule: messenger RNA, 477 nt
Organism: Lasiosphaeria miniovina
Lineage: Eukaryota; Fungi; Ascomycota; Sordariomycetes; Sordariales; Lasiosphaeriaceae
Exons: 5
Coding region: 1-477 (158 amino acids)
Source: RefSeq, a predicted model, not a curated record